This is a messenger RNA of Cryptococcus wingfieldii CBS 7118, 891 nucleotides long. Its product is annotated as 20S proteasome subunit alpha 4. Gene Ontology annotation, cellular component: proteasome core complex, alpha-subunit complex; nucleus; proteasome core complex. NCBI's taxonomy places the organism in Eukaryota, Fungi, Basidiomycota, Tremellomycetes, Tremellales, Cryptococcaceae. The transcript is spliced from 7 exons. The coding region runs from base 1 to 891 and encodes 296 amino acids. Gene Ontology annotation, biological process: ubiquitin-dependent protein catabolic process. The record is from RefSeq and is a predicted model, not a curated record.
AUGUCCAGAUCAUACGACAGAGGCAAUCCUGCAGCUCUUACCGUCUUCUCCCCGGAUGGACACCUCUUCCAAGUAGAGUAUGCGCUCGAAGCCGUGCGCCGAGGAACAUGUGCUGUCGGUGUUCGUGGCAAGUCCUGUGUGGUGCUCGGUGUCGAGAAGAAGUCUACUCUCCAACUUCAAGAUCCUCGAACUGUUCGCAAGGUCGCCAUGCUUGACGACCACGUCUGCGUUGCCUUUGCUGGUCUUACGGCGGACGGACGUAUCUUGAUCGACAAGGCUAGAGUGGAGUGUCAAUCUCACCGAUUGACUGUGGAGGACCCCGUCAGUAUCGAAUACAUUACCAAGCAUGUUGCUGGUAUCCAACAACGAUACACUCAAUCAGGUGGUGUCCGUCCAUUCGGUAUCUCUGCCCUCAUUGUCGGCUUUGACCCCAACGAUACUAUCCCCCGCCUCUACUCUACCGAACCCAGUGGUAUCUAUUCUGCUUGGAAAGCCUGCUCCAUCGGCCGAGCAUCCAAGACUGUGAGAGAGUUUUUGGAGAAGAACUAUGAGGAAAACUUGGAAAGGGACGACUCGAUCAAGUUGGCGGUGAAGAGUCUUUUGGAGGUUGUGCAGACGGGAGCCAAGAAUAUUGAGAUUACGGUCAUGGAGUCUUAUGGUGUUGUCAAGAACCUUGAGCAGGAAGACAUUGAAAAGAUCGUUGCCGAGAUUGACGCGGAGAAGGAGGCCGAGGCUGAGCGUAAGCGCCAGCGACUUGCUGCCACACAAGCCGGCCAAGCUUCCAUGGCUAUGGGCUCAUCAGCACCCUCCGGUACUCAAACACCAUCUGGCGCUGCUGGUGGUUCCCAAGAACACCAUUCGGCUCCCGGGGGUGACAGCGGGGUGCAAUAA